CUACACUGAACUCAAUCCUCCUCAGCGGAGGAAAGCAGAGCACGGCACAGCAAAGCAGAGUCGCAGAGGGAUAGAUCCGAGCACAAGCAGGCCCCGAUGGCGACGACGGCGACGAACCGGCGGGUGAUCCUCAAGGAGUACGUGGAGGGAUAUCCUCGCGAGGAGCACAUGGAGCUGCUCCAGGGCGCCGAGGUUCCCCUCCGCCUGACGGGCGCCGAGCCGGCCGGGUCCGUCCUCGUCAGGAACCUCUACCUCUCCUGCGACCCCUACAUGCGGCCCAAGAUGUCGCGCCCGCUGCGGGAGUCCUACACGGCCGCCUUCGUCCCGGGCGACACCAUCACAGGCUACGGCGUCGCGCGCGUGGUCGACUCCUCCGACCCGCGCCUCGCGCCCGGGGACCUCGUCUGGGGCAUCACCGGCUGGGAGGACUACAGCGUCGUGACGCCGCCCGCCACCAGGCUCCUCUCCAAGAUCUCCCACCACGGGGUCGGGGAGGGGGCGGGCGUGCCGCUGUCCUACUACACCGGCAUCCUCGGCAUGCCGGGGCUCACCGCGUACGUGGGCUUCCACGAGAUCUGCGCGCCGAAGAAGGGCGAGACCGUGUUCGUGUCCGCCGCGUCCGGCGCCGUCGGCCAGCUGGUGGGCCAGUUCGCCAGGCUCGCCGGCUGCCACGUCGUCGGCAGCGCCGGGUCCCGGGAGAAGGUGGAGCUGCUCAAGACCAGGUUCGGCUUCCACGACGCCUUCAACUACAAGGAGGAGCCCGACCUCGGCGCCGCGCUCAAGCGCUGCUUCCCCGACGGCAUCGACAUCUACUUCGAGAACGUCGGCGGCGCCAUGCUCGACGCCGUCCUGCUCAACAUGCGCGUGCACGGACGGAUCGCCGUCUGCGGGCUCAUCUCGCAGUACAACCUGGCGGACGGGGAGAAGGACGCCGUGCGCAACCUCGCCGCCGUCAUCUCCAAGCGCCUCCGCCUGCAGGGGUUCAUCGAGCCCGACCACAAGCACCUCUACCCGCAGUACGAGGCGUGGGUGCUGCCGUACAUCAGGGACGGCACGCUCGCCUACGUCGAGGACGUCGCCGAGGGGCUCGAGAGCGCGCCCAAGGCGCUCAUAGGACUCUUCCACGGUCGCAACGUCGGAAAGCAGCUCGUCCGCGUCGCCGACGACGAGUGAGACGCGCCUCACUUCGAUUGGACCAGACGAUCCAUGUGUCACUGUUGCUAUGUUUCGAUUCCCCAUUUUCAUUUUAAUAAUUAAUUGUGCCAAUGGAUGCUUUUGUUCGGAAUAUAUGCUUUU
Zea mays is the source of this 1296-nucleotide messenger RNA. RefSeq names its product NADP-dependent oxidoreductase P1. Lineage: Eukaryota; Viridiplantae; Streptophyta; Magnoliopsida; Poales; Poaceae. Gene Ontology annotation, molecular function: oxidoreductase activity, acting on the CH-CH group of donors, NAD or NADP as acceptor. Bases 97 to 1173 code for a protein of 358 amino acids. The transcript has a single exon. The record is from RefSeq and is marked validated.